Molecule: messenger RNA, 3047 nt
Organism: Blastocystis hominis
Lineage: Eukaryota; Bigyra; Opalinata; Blastocystidae
Exons: 1
Coding region: 1-2742 (913 amino acids)
Source: RefSeq, a predicted model, not a curated record
AUGGCUCGUCUGCAAGAAAAGAAGAGAAUCGCGGAGGAACAGAAGAGAGCCGAGAUGGAGAAGCGAGCUGCGGAGGAGGCGCUCGCGGCUGCCAAGGAGGAAGCCAGCAAGCCGAUCAUGGUGGAUGUGUCGGUAGUGGAAGAGAAGCCGGCUGCAGAAGCUCCGGCAGAAGUCGUGGAAGAGAAGCCGGCCGAAGUGGUGAAGAUUGAAAAGCCGCUGAAUGUGGAUGAAGAGAUUGCUGCUACUGCUGCCGCUGUCGCGGUGGUUGCGGAGGAAGAGAAGCCUGCGCCUGUGGAGGUCGCUGAAAGCCCCGUGCCUGCGCCUGUGGAGGAAGAGGAGCCUGAGCCUGUGCCUGUGCCUGUGCCUGUGGAGGAAGAGAAGCCUGUGCCUGUGGAGGUCGUCCAAAGCCCCGUGCCUGUGGAAGAGGUCAAGCCUGAGCCUGAGCCUGAAAUUGUUCCUGUGUCUGUGGAGGAGAAGAAGGCCGAGGAAACUCCCAAGGAAGAGGAAGAGGAAGAGGAAGAGGAGGAAGGAGCCAAGGCGGAAGGAAAGAAGCGAGGCCGUGGUCGUCGCGGUCGUAAGGGCAAGGAAGAAGAGCCCAAGAAGGAGGAGGAGAAGAAAGAGGAAGGAGAAGGCAAAGAGGAGGGUAAGAAGAAGGAGAAGGCCGGAAAGAAGGCGAAGAAGGAGGCGGGUGAAGAAGGCAAGAAGAAGGGCAAGAAGGGUAAGAAGGCUGGAAAGAAGGAGAAGGAGGAGAAGGCGAAGGCCGAUGUUGCAGAUGAUGACUUCGGUGACUUCGACGAUGUCCCGGCGCCUGUGCCUGUGAAGAAGGAGGAGACGCCCAAGGAGGCGAUUGGCGACGAAGACUUUGACUUUGACGAGGAGGAGCCAGCGCCGAAGCCUGCUCCGAAGAAGGCGGAGGAGAAGAAGCCUGUGGAGGAAGAGGACUUCGACUUCGAUGAGGAGGAGAAGACGCCUAUGGAGGUUUCUGAGAGCCCGGUGCCUGUCGAGGAGGCUAAGCCUGCUGAAGAGGAGAAGCCUGAGCCUGAGCCUGUUGAAGAGGUCAAACCUGCCGAAGAGGAGGUUAAGCCCGUUGAGGAGGCCAAGCCCGUUGAGGAGGCCAAGCCUGAACCUGAGCCUGAACCUGUUGAGGAAGUCAAGCCUGUCGAAGAGGAGAAGCCUGAGCCUGAACCUGAGCCUGAACCUGAACCUAUCGAAGAGAAGAAGCCUGUCGAAGAGGAGAAGCCUGAGCCUGUCCCUGAACCUGUCGAGGAGGCUAAGCUCGCUGAGGAGCCUGUGCCUGUCGAAGAGGAGAAGAAACCUGCUAAAGAGGAGGAGAAGCCCGAGAAGGCUGGAGGUCGCCGUGGUCGUCGUGGUCGUAAGGGCAAGGAAGAAGAGCCCAAGAAGGAGGAGGAGGAGAAGCCUGCUGAGAAGGAAGGCAAGAAGAAGGCCGGAAAGAAGGAGAAGGCUGGAAAGAAGGGUAAGAAGGCCGGUAAGAAGGAAAAGGAGGAGCCCAAGAAGGAGGCUAUUGCCGAGGAAGACUUUGACUUCGAUGAGGAAGAAGAGCCUAAGCCCAAGAAGGAAGAGCCUGAGCCCAAGAAGGAAGAGGAGGAGAAGAAGCCCGAGCCUAAAGAACCCGAGGAGGAAGACUUUGACUUCGAUGAAGAAGAGCCCAAGAAGGAAGAACCCAAGAAGGAGGAGGAGGAGAAGAAGCCCGAGCCUAAAGAAGUUGAAGAGGAAGACUUUGACUUCGAUGAGGAAGAAGAGCCUAAGCCCAAGAAGGAGGAGCCUAAAGAAGUUGAAAGCGAAGAGCCUGAGCCUAAGAAGGAAGAGCCUGAGCCCAAGAAGGAGGAGCCUGAAAGCGAAGACUUCGAGGAGGAGGAAGAGGAGAAGAAGAAGCCUGCUCCAAAGAAGGAGGAGCCCAAGGAAGCGGUCAGCGAGGACUUCGAGGAAGAGGAGGAGGAAAAGCCCAAGAAGAAGCCUGCCGCAAAGAAGGAAGAGCCCGAGCCGAAGGAAGCCGAAAGCGAGGACUUCGAGGAGGAGGAGGAGCCGAAGAAGUCGCGUGGCAAGGCCCCCGUGCGCUCGGUGAUGCCGACCGAGUCCCCGGAGAUCUCCGAGGAGGAGCCGCAGCCGAAGCCUCGCGCGAAGGAGGAAGCGCCCAAGCGCACCGUCAAAGUCCCCGAAGAGGAGGAGGAGGAAGAGGAACUGCCCGCCGAGCGCCCCGUGGUGCGCAACCGCAGCAAUCGUCCGCGCGCGACGCCGAGCGAGGAGCCAAAGAAGCACCACCACAAGAGUCCGGAGGGUCGCAGCCACCGCAAACAUCACGAGCACCGCGAGCACCACGGCCAUCACAAACACCGCGACCGUCGCAGCGAGCGUCCCGUGGAGUCGCCCGAGGACGAGGAAGCGAUGCUCGGAAACUUUGGCCUGGACAAGAAGGAGGAGAAGGAGGCGAUCGCGAGUUCUUCCUCGGAGGACGACGUGCCUACCUACACUUUCGGCGCGCCCAUCUCCCGGAUUUCGCGCUCGCCGACACCGGUCCGCCGAGCGACGGUCACGGCGCCGAAUCGCCGGUUCGUGCCGUCGUCGCAGAAGGUGCAGCAGAUCGACGAGGACGACGACCUGGAGAUCACGGGCACGCUGUCGAAGCUGGGCAUGCGGUCCUUCGCUGGCACGACGCGCGCGGGAAUGGGAGCAGGCGCGGGACCGUCGGCUGGAACGGCAGCGAUUCGAUCGACGACGCCGUAGGAAAUAUAAGGGAAAGGAGUGAGGGGUAGGACACGAACCUUCGUGAAGCCUUUCGGAGCCGACCGCAGCACGCCGUUCUCGCGCUAUGGAGCUGCAAACAAGAGUCGAAAUGCCGCCAUGGUGGAUUCGGACGAUGACAACAAUCCACCGAUGUUCGGACAGGCGAGAUUCGGAGCCAACCGAGGAGGCUUCUCGCGAUCGAAGUCGCCGAUUCGACCGCAGAUGGGCCGCCAUGUGGACGAUGACGAGGAGGAGUGGACGCGAAGCCCGAUCCGAAAGUAAAGAGUCGCUGUGUUGAUGUGUUG